AUGUCAGCAGCUACUGUAUUGCAUCAGAUUGUAGAAUACUGUCUGAUCGCCGUAGUGUAUGAUGCAAUCAUUACAUCAGCAGUUACAGUAUUUCAUCAGCUUUUGAUUCGACGGCCGUUGGAGAUGGAUGUGACACCUAGGAAAUGUACGAAGAUUGUAACUCUGCAUGAACACUCAGCUAAGACAUAUCGAGAGAUUGCUUCAGUGGUUGGUGUGAGUUUAGCAACUGUCAGCCGUGUUAUCAAGCUGAAGCAGCAAACCGGAUCAGUUUCUCCUAAACGUAAAGGAAAGUGUGGUCGUAAGAAGAAAACAACUCCUAGAGAUGACGCUUUCUUGCUUUGA
Messenger RNA from Podarcis lilfordi (Lilford's wall lizard), 342 nucleotides. The record is from the annotation of a GenBank genome assembly. NCBI's taxonomy places the organism in Eukaryota, Metazoa, Chordata, Lepidosauria, Squamata, Lacertidae.